CUCUGCUGAAAGCUCUUCAAGAAGGCACAGCAAAGUCCUUGCCUCCUGGCACCAUGAGUUGGCAGAAGCUGCUGCUGUUGGGGUUGAUUCUCAUCCAGGCCAACGCCAUUUUGUUCUGCAGUGCUGAAAUUGGGGAUAAUGGCAGGCAGACCCCUGCCAUUGGGCAAUCCAGCUCAUUCCCAGAAAGGAGGAGUUUUCCUCCACUGCUUGCUUCAAGCCCCCUGAAUUCCUCUCUUCCAGAUGUUGAGUCGGAAGCUUCAGCAGUACAAAUAGGCUCUGGAACACCACAAGUGACUGACCAAACCACUCCUCCUAGUUCCUCAGGUGGCCAAACAUCUGGCCAUGCAUCAACCUCGGCUACCAGCGUGACACCUGCAAAUCCCACACAACUUACCAGUGAUGCUGUAAUACCGACCACUCUGGAAGCUACAGGGAGAACAUCUGGGCAGCCUGAAUCACAAACAGACCAAACCAGAGUUCGCACAGUCCUGCAUACAGCUGCUCCUCAAAAAACCGCAUCGGAACCUAGGCCUCCACAACAUCAGGAAACCACGGGGCACCCACUGCCAUCAACAACAGGAAGUGCCAAGGCUGCAAAUGAGACCACCCCCAAGCCUAUCACCUUACAGACGACAAACUGGACUGUGAGCUUGCAGACAGUGAAUGCAGGGACCUCGAGAAACACGGCGUCUGCUCCGGAACAGAAUAAAACCACAACUACUUUGCCGACAACCUCACUGCAGCCCACCCUCUCACCGAAAUCAGCCCCAGCUGCAACUGGGGUUUACAGUGUCGAGAACGGAACUGUGGAUUGCAUUAAAGUCUCCAUGGGAUUGACCAUCGUAGUUCAAAAUGGCAAAACGAAGGAAACCGAGUAUCUUAACAUCGACCCAAACGCCACGCAGACAUCGGGAAGCUGUGGAAACCUGCAGUCGACCCUGAAUGUUACUUUCCAUGGUGGUUUCAUUCGCUUUACUUUCAAAAAGGCUGCAGAUGUAUAUUAUGUCUAUGUGAUCGAAGCCAGUUUAAGGGUACCUUCUGAGGGGUCGCCGUACUAUGGAAUCAAAACUGUCCAGCUCUUCACAACUCCAACCGGUAGCUCUUUUAAAUGCUUCAGCAAGCAAACCAUAGACAUGGACAAAAACUUUCUGCUGCAGCCUGUCAAUACCCAACUGCAAGCUUUUGACAUUGUCGGAAACCAGUUUGGGAAAGCGGAAGAAUGCGCUCCAGACAGAAACAAGAGACUAAUCCCAACUGCGGUAGGCCUCAGCCUGGGAGGGUUAUUGGUCAUUGUCAUCGCCACCUGCGUGAUUUUCAGCAGAAAACCCACCAGAGGAUACCAACACAUCUGAUUGGCCACUUUGCUGCUGAAGAAUGUACCCAGCGAAUAAGGUACCAACCUCCUGGCGGGGCCUGGAGAGCUCCUGGAAUUACAACCCAUCUCCAAACUACAUAUAUCGGUUCCCCUGGAGAAAAUACCAGAGGGCAGACUGUGUGGCGCUGUGCCCCACUGAGCUCCCGCCCCUUCACAAACUCUGGCAUCCCUUGGAUUUAUACCUGUAUAUAAAGCUGCUUCUUUCCAUAUUAUCAAUAUUUCCUCCUAUCCUAUUCCACUGAGGGGUUUAAUAAAAUUCUUCUAUUUGUUGAACUUUU
Molecule: messenger RNA, 1653 nt
Organism: Sphaerodactylus townsendi
Lineage: Eukaryota; Metazoa; Chordata; Lepidosauria; Squamata; Sphaerodactylidae
Gene: LAMP3
Product: lysosomal associated membrane protein 3
Exons: 6
Coding region: 54-1352 (432 amino acids)
Cellular component (GO): membrane
Source: RefSeq, a predicted model, not a curated record